CCACGUUUGAGUAAUUGUCCCUUAGCAAACUCGGGAGCGGGGUCUUUCGCUGUCGAGCACAUGGGUGCACAAGUCGAGGCGUUGACGGACGGCUCAUCCUUGACUCGCAGCACAACAACACAAUUCAAAUAUAAGGUGAGGGGUCCGCACGCUGAGCAAGCAUCAUCCUGUUUUUGUUCUCCUACCUACUCAUACUUCGGCUCAAAAUGCCUUCCAUCACCACUUUCCUUCAACUUUCCGCCCUUGCCGGCGCUGUCCUCGCACUCCCGAGCAACAUGACUAUCAUCGAGAACGGCAAGCGCGGGUCUUGCACAGUCAACAGCGUAGCCAGCUCGAAAAACUUGAGCGGCUGCUCCAACGUCGUUAUCCAGGGCUUCACUGUGCCUGCCGGUAACACGAUCACGAUCGCCGCUGCGAAGGGCGCGACGGUCACCUUGGCUGGUGACGUCGUUUUCGCCAAGACUUCGACCCAAGGCCCGCUUUUCACCUUCAACACUCCCGCAAUCAACUUCAACGGAGGGAAUCACAAGAUUAACGGUAACGGUGCCUCGUACUGGGAUGGCAAAGGCACCAACGGUGGAUCGUUCAAGCCUCACCCCUUCAUCAAGGUCAAGGGCUACGGCAACUUCAAGCAGUUCACCGUUCUAAACUCGCCGGCUCAAGCGAUCUCUGUUGGCACCACCGGAGCCACGACCAUCUCCCAAGUCACCGUCGACAACUCGCUCGGUGACUCCAAGGGCGGCCACAACACUGAUGGAUUCGACGUCAGCGCCGACGACGUCACGAUUUCGUCGUGCACAGUCAAGAACCAGGACGACUGUCUUGCGCUCAACUCAGGCAACAACAUCGUCUUUGAGGACAACACCUGCGCGAACGGCCACGGCAUCUCCAUCGGCUCGAUCGCUACGGGCAAGAGCGUGACGAACUUCAAGGCGCUCCGCAACACUGUCACCAACAGCUUGUACGGUAUCCGCAUCAAGGUCCAGGCUUCUGCGAAAAACGCCAAGGUUUCUAAUGUCCUCUACGACGGAAAUAAGCUCUCCGGAAUCAGCUCGUACGGUGUUCUGAUCACUCAGAGCUACCCCGCCAACGACGGCAAGCCUGGAUCCGGCGGCCCCAUCUCCGAUGUCAGCUUCUCUGGCGCCCCGACUACCGUCUCCGGUACCAAAAACGCGUAUGGCCUGGUCGUUGACUGCGGCGCUUGCACCGGUACCUGGGACUUCUCCGGUCUCCAAAUCACCUCUGCGGGUAAGGGCCACGCCCUUGCGCUCAACAAGGCCAAGCUCUCUGGCGGCCACUUCUAAUCAUUCUGCGCCGUAUAAUUAUCUCUCCCCCGAUUCUCCGGAGUCUAGCACUAUCAUUCAAUAAUUGUAUCCCCAUAAUCUGCUUGGUGUUGACUGGAGGAUACAAUAUAUUCGUU
Mycena citricolor is the source of this 1420-nucleotide messenger RNA. The record is from the annotation of a GenBank genome assembly. NCBI's taxonomy places the organism in Eukaryota, Fungi, Basidiomycota, Agaricomycetes, Agaricales, Mycenaceae.